AAUGUGAGAGUGACUGGGAGGGGAUGUAGAAAGUGAGGAAGGAUGAUGUGGGAAUCCUGUAAUGAUCUAAAUGAAAAGCUGUGAGAGAGGAGGGGGGAGGGAGAGAUCGCAUUGUCAGGCAGCGUCGGUGUGUGCCUAUAAGCAUGCAGCUGUGUCUGUGAGUCGCACUGUGCCAUGAGGGUACUGAGCCUCUGCCCUCUCCCAUGGACGCUGUGUGUGCUGACACUCAUGUGUAGCCAGUGCCCGAGACAAGGAUGGAGCCAGCAGCAGCAGCAACAGGGACACAUUGAGGACGAGGGUGGUUUCCUUGUGCCCAUGAACUCUUCCGCCCGCUUUCUGUCUAACUUGGAAGCGGACUUGGGCAAUGGGGAGGAGAGCAGCACUGACAAGAGCCCGGGGGCUAUGGGGGGAAUCCAAGCAGAAGAGCCCAGGGGUCUCCCAUCCUCCCCCACCCCCGGGAACACCUGGGAGCGCAGCGGAGACAGCCUGACUCUCUCUCCAUCCCAUAAAGCCCAGCAGCAGCAGCAGUCCGGGUCGGCUCAGUGUAACAUGACGGUGCAGAGACUGCUGCUCACCUCUCUGCUAGUGCGCUGGGGACGCCAACUGGGCUUCCAGUGCGACUUGUUGCUCUUUUCUACCAACAACCACGGAAGGGCUUUCUUUGCAGCCGCCUACAACCGUGUGGCGUCCCCCGUGGUCAUUGAGCACUUGGGUGUGUCCGGGGCACAGGAGUUUCGCCUUUGCUUGGGCUGCGGGUGGGGGGCUCGGGGCAGAAGGAGCGGACACCUGAGACACUCACAAGCCUCCAACGCCUUCUCUUUCAUCUCGGCUGACCAGCACAGCCCAUUGCAAGGGGAAUCGCUGAAUUUCUGCUGCCUGGAUUUCACUUUGGAGGAACUGAGAGGGGAGCAGGGCUGGAGAAUGAACCGCAAGCCCAUCGAAUCCACUCUGGUAGCUUGUUUCAUGACUCUCGUCAUUAUCGUAUGGAGCGUAGCUGCCCUCAUCUGGCCCGUCCCCAUCAUUGCAGGCUUCUUGCCCAACGGCAUGGAGCAGAGGAGGAGCAGCAGCAAGUAGACUUUCCUUCCCAAAUCUCACAUAUCCAGCUGUUGUUCUGUGCGGGGAAACAUUCCCAUUAUUCACUUGUUUUUCAGGACAAUAUAAAAGCCAAUGUGAAAUACACUUAUUUAGAUUUGUUUACUUUUAGGAACAAAAAUAUAUAAAUAUAGUUUAAAGGGUGGUUCACCUUUAAGCCAACUUGUAAAUAUGUUAUAGAAUGGCCAAUUCUUUUCGCUACUUUUCAAUUGGACUCUUUCCAGCUUUCAAA
This is a messenger RNA of Xenopus laevis (African clawed frog), 1324 nucleotides long. It is a transcript of the gene tmem158.L, whose product is annotated as transmembrane protein 158 (gene/pseudogene) L homeolog. The record is from RefSeq and is a predicted model, not a curated record. The transcript has a single exon. NCBI's taxonomy places the organism in Eukaryota, Metazoa, Chordata, Amphibia, Anura, Pipidae. The coding region runs from base 175 to 1074 and encodes 299 amino acids.